This is a messenger RNA of Entelurus aequoreus (snake pipefish), 3539 nucleotides long. It is a transcript of the gene stxbp1b, whose product is annotated as syntaxin binding protein 1b. Gene Ontology annotation, cellular component: plasma membrane; secretory granule. The coding region runs from base 45 to 1859 and encodes 604 amino acids. Gene Ontology annotation, biological process: intracellular protein transport; neurotransmitter secretion; vesicle-mediated transport. Gene Ontology annotation, molecular function: syntaxin binding. The record is from RefSeq and is a predicted model, not a curated record. The transcript has 19 exons. NCBI's taxonomy places the organism in Eukaryota, Metazoa, Chordata, Actinopteri, Syngnathiformes, Syngnathidae.
CACAUGUCCUGCUGCUGAGAAGUGGACGUGCAUAAGGAACCAGCAUGGCACCUAUCGGACUAAAAGCCGUCGUAGGAGAGAAGAUAAUGAAUGGUGUCAUCAAGAAGGCAAGAGAAAAAGGAAAAUGGAAAGUGCUUGUUGUGGACAAGCUGAGCAUGAGGAUGAUUUCCUCAUGUUGUAAGAUGACAGACAUCAUGUCCGAGGGAAUCACCAUUGUAGAAGACAUAAGCAAGUGCCGGGAACCUCUUCCAACAAUGGAGGCCAUCUAUCUGAUAAGACCCUCAAAUGAGUGUGUUGAGGGUCUGAUUGAUGACUUCAGAGAUCCCCGGUGUCCGAGGUAUAGAGCAGCACACGUCUUCUUCACUGACACAAUUCCAGAGUCCUUGUUUGGCCUCUUGACCAAAUCUCGAGCUUCGAAAGCCAUGAAGGCCUUGACAGAGAUCCAUGUCGCCUUUCUGCCCUACGAAUCUCAAGUCUUUUCCCUGGAUAAAGUGGAUGCCUUUCAGGACUUUUACAGCCCCUUCAAAGCUGAUGUAAAAAACAACAUGCUUGAGGGUUGUGCUGAACAGAUUGCCACUCUAUGCGCUACUCUUAAAGAAUAUCCUGGAAUUCGAUACAGAGGGGAGUACAAAGACUGUGUUGUUCUGGCCCAGAUGCUUCAAGACAAGCUGGAUAGCUACAAGGCUGAUGACCCCAGUAUGGGAGAGGGCCCAGAUAAGUGCCGUAGUCAACUAAUCAUCCUGGACCGAGGAUUUGAUCCAGUGUCACCUCUUCUACAUGAGCUCACGCUGCAGGCAAUGGCCUAUGACCUGCUUGACGUUGAGAAUGAUGUCUACAAGUUUGAGACCAGUGGAAUGGGGGAGACUAGGACAAAAGAGGUAUUGCUGGAUGAGGAUGAUGAUCUAUGGUUGACACUGAGACACAAACACAUUGCUGAAGUUUCAACGGCUGUAACUCGUUCUCUAAAAGAAUUUUCUGCCAGCAAAAAAAUGAACACUGGAGAAAAGACCACAAUGAAGGAAUUGUCGCAGAUGCUGAAAAAAAUGCCUCAGUAUCAAAAAGAACUAAGCAAGUAUUCCACCCAUCUGCACCUGGCUGAGGAUUGUAUGAACCGCUACCAGGGGACUGUUGACAAGCUCUGUCGUGUAGAACAGGACCUGGCAAUGGCCACAGAUGCAGAGGGAGAGAAGAUUAAGGAUCCUAUGAGGCUUAUUGUCCCUAUCCUACUGGAUGCCAACGUCAGUAUCUCUGAUAAGAUACGCAUAAUACUGCUUUACAUCUUCCUCAAGAAUGGCGUGACUGAAGAAAACUUGUGCAAGUUGCUGCAGCAUGCCAACAUCCCACCUGAGGACAGUGACAUAAUUUCCAACAUGGCCCACAUGGGUGUGCCUAUUGUCUCUGAGGGCCCUGCCAAGAAAACCAAAAAGCCUGACCGUAAAGAACGAGUCAGUGAGCAGACCUACCAACUCUCAAGAUGGACUCCGCUUGUCAAGGAUCUCAUUGAGGAUGCCAUUGAAGAUAAACUUGACAUCAAGCAAUACCCAUAUAUUUCCCAGAGACAAGCAGCAGCCAAAGCCAGUGCUCCAUCAAGCAGUGCUCGCUAUGGUAACUGGCACAAAAACCGAGGUCCCACAGAGGUGAAGACUGGGCCAAGGAUCAUUGUCUUCAUUAUUGGAGGCAUGACCUACAGUGAGAUGCGCUGUGUUUAUGAAGUCACCCAAGCAAAUGGCAAAUGGGAGGCCCUGAUUGGUUCCACCCACAUCCUUACCCCUCCCAAGUACAUGAAAGAACUACAGCACCCAGAUUUCCUUGAUCCCAAUGCAGUACCCGAGGGCACUGAGGAGCCAUCAGCUGAGUGAUGUUUCAAAGAAGGGAGACGCAAUCUAGAAUACCCAAGGGUAAAUGAUUACUCGUGUUACGCAUGUGUGGAUUGUCCUGUCUAAUUAUGUUUAAACUGAGGUACGUGCCGAACCAUGAUUUAGGCGUACGGAUACAUAGUAAUUUGGAACUUUUUUUUUUUUAUCUGAGCGUGAAAUAGAAAGUUUGAAAUACUAAGCAAUAUUUUGGGGGGGUUAAAGUUCCCUAGCAAAAAUAAAUACAGGCAUGCAAUAAAAUAAAAUGACAUAAUGUUAAUGUUAAUGUAAUGCUGAUUUAAAGAGGAACUGCACUUUUUUGGAAUUUUGCCAUUGACAAUCCUUAUGUAAGACAAGCACGCAUAUAUUUUUCUGUUUUGUAUGCAUUCUAACUAGUAAAUAAAUGUGAUCAGAAGUCCGCUUACAAUGGAGCCUAUGGGAGUCGCUCUAUUCUGCCUUUGAAGCGCUUAAAAAAUAUCCAUCCACUUCCAUCAAGGUUUUAUGCACACACUGUAAGUACAGUAUAUAUGUAAUGAAGUAACAGGCACAUUCAUAAAAACAUGUAAUAUUUAUAUAUUUUGCUCAUUUUCGGCAUACGGCGGCGGAUUCAUUUAAUAAUCGCAUCACAACGUUUGCUAUUUCCUACGACAACGUCACUGACACAUCAUGAGAGCCAACAAACAUAAUAAAACAUCACUUAUAUUGUCUGCUCUUAGUGGGAUGCCGACUGUUAGGAUGUUGAUAUAUAUGCGUUUAGAUGACAAACGGGAUCAAACCAAGCAUCUUUUCGGGUCUUUUUCGGGUCUAAAUUGGCUGUCAAAGUUGACCAAUUUCUCGGAGUAUGUCCUCCUCUCACUAUACAGGUGAGGCAUGAUUUAUGAUAUUGAAUAAACUUUCACAAGUUCCGAGGCGAGGAAGCAGCUCACCAGCUGAUGACGUCAAUAUAGCAGCAUAAGGAAGCUCCCUCUCUCUGUGACAAUGCGCCGCUAAAAAAUAGGUCCUGAACGUUUGCACUUAUAAUAACAGUAUUGCUAAUACUUGGUUAAUAUUCAGGUCAGGAAAUGUAAAUGGAGUAUUGAUGGUGGUUUUGGAUAAUUAUUUAGAGGGCUUUAUGGCCGCAAAGGAGAACCUCCUAUUGACUCAAUGUAAGCAAGCUUUUAUUUCCGAGUUAGAAUGCAUUAAAAACUAAACAAAUAUGUUCUUGUCUCUUAUAAAGGUUGUGAAAUUAUAGGCAAAAUACAAUUUAAAAAAGUGCAGUUCCAUCCAUUCCUGCUGUCGUGUUUGAUUCCUCUGUGUGACUUGAUGUUGUCAGGUGCAAAACAGUCCGUACUCAUUUGAAUGGUCAACAUUAAAAAAAUCUACUAUAGUUGUGAACCCCCUAUACCAGGGGUCCCCAAACUACGUCCGCGGGCCGGAUCCGGCCCCCCAGCAUCCAAAAUUUGUAAUUUAAUUUUUAAUUUUUUUAAUUUAUUUUUAUUUUUAAUUUUUUUUUUGUAAUCCAUUUUCUACCGCUUGUUACUCUCGGUGUCUCCUAGCCGCUCAGGCAAAUCAUAUUGUCUACAAAUAAAUGUUCCCAUCAAUAAUGUGACAAUGUUAAAUGUUGAUGAACAUCAAUGUUAAUUGAUGUUAAAUGACAAAACGGAUUAACUCGCUGGAAUAUAAAGACAAUGUAUAUAUAUAUAUAUA